Messenger RNA from Cygnus olor (mute swan), 5024 nucleotides. RefSeq names its product tubulin polymerization promoting protein (gene TPPP). Gene Ontology annotation, biological process: positive regulation of protein polymerization; microtubule polymerization; microtubule bundle formation. Gene Ontology annotation, cellular component: microtubule. The record is from RefSeq and is a predicted model, not a curated record. Gene Ontology annotation, molecular function: tubulin binding; heme binding; electron transfer activity. NCBI's taxonomy places the organism in Eukaryota, Metazoa, Chordata, Aves, Anseriformes, Anatidae.
AGGCAGCAAAGGCAGAGGCUUCCCCUAGGCUGAUUCAUUACCUCACGCUUCGGGGAAGGCGCGAGCGAACGGCAGCUAGACAGCUCAUCUGGCCUAUGGAAGAGAGCGGCAGAAGGGGUCGGGCAGGCGGUGCCGAGCGCUCGCCAAUGCCUGGACAGCGAGGGCGGGAGUUUGGCUGAGCCGCCGCGCCGGCUUGAGACGGGCUCCCAGUAGCGCCGACGCCAGAGAGAGAGUCAGGUUAGGCUGGUAGGACUUGCUGUUCCCUCGGAGAGCCGGCGCACAAUGUCUGACAGUAAAACAAAGUCGACCAAACCUGCAAAUAAGACUCCUCCAAAAUCUCCUUCCGAUCCAGCAAAGGACCGAGCAGCAAAAAGGUUAUCCUGUGAUUCAAACAGCUCCCAUGAGGGAGCUGUGGCAGGAGACUUGAGUGCUCUGGAAGAGGCCUUUAGAAAGUUUGCCAUACAUGGUGAUACAAGAGCCACAGGAAAAGAAAUGCAUGGGAAGAACUGGUCAAAACUGUGCAAGGACUGUCAUGUAAUAGAUGGGAAGAAUGUGACAGUCACAGAUGUUGACAUUGUCUUCAGUAAAAUCAAGGGAAAGUCUUCUAGAACUAUCACUUUUGAGCAGUUUAAAGAAGCUCUUCAGGAACUCUCCAAGAAACGAUUUAAAGACAAGAGUGAUGAAGAAGCAGUUCAAGAAAUAUAUAAACUAAUUGAAGGAAAAGCCCCAGUUAUAUCUGGAGUAACGAAAGCCAUUUCAUCUCCAACUGUAUCACGCCUUACAGAUACAUCAAAAUUCACGGGUUCUCACAAAGAGAGGUUUGAUCCCAGUGGGAAAGGAAAAGGCAAAGCUGGCCGAGAAGAUCUGGUGGAUGCUUCAGGAUAUGUAUCUGGCUAUAAGCAUGCAGGCACAUAUGAUCAUAAAGUACAAGGAAGCAAGUAAGACUGAGGGUUUACAACACAGAUGGAGAAAGAGAGGGGGAAAGAGAAUAUAUUUUUAAGAAUGACAUAGAUGAAUCCUAUGUUUCAGUUGUUGUGAAUGCUGAGACUAUGUUGUCAAGAAGUUUUCAGGAACUGGAACUGAUUUCAACAUCUGCUGAGCUACUUGCAGCACAAUGCCACUUCAUUACAUUCCUCAUGCACACAUUGGCAAAAAUAACUCUAUCAGUUAAAAAAAAAAAAGGCAUAAUUUUGUUCAGCGCUUUAGACAAAAAAGUCAAGAGCUGUUAUAUUACUCUUCGUCAAUUUGAGCAAGAAAUUUCAAACAUUCCUAAAUGUCCUGAGGAUGUAGAAGAGAACCUCUUGAAAAGAGGCUCUUUCAUAGCAGCAUUUCUGAGAAGUAUCCCAUUAUUUAUGCAGAUUGAUUUGACUACUGUUUGUGGGCUUUUCCAAAAAUGUCUUAUGUGCAAUCUGGAACUUUCCUGAAAAGAUUCAGCAGUGUAUUAUUGCGUAAUAAGUGGUUGUAAUAUAGAAGGUGCUACCAUGUAAACUUCAUACACCACUUAUGAAAAAUUGAAAUAAGAAAAAGAUCUAUUCUGGGACAAUACAGGUUCUAACAUAUUUAUGUCAGCAGAAGGAGGUGGAGAAUACCAACCCCUUACUUUCCUCCUGUCUAUACUUUUUGCUUUGUUAUUGUGGGUACUGUGUAGCAUGGUACACCUGGCUGAUUUGUAUGAAGCUAAUUUACUAACCUGAGAGGUGAGGAAUAAGACAUUACUAAGAAAGUCUACUAAAGCUUUUUGUAGUCUGUUUUCAAGUUUGUACUGCCUCACAUUUGAAAUGAAGGGGGCAUUAAAAUAAUAAUGCUUUAAAAUAUUGAUUUUGACUAAACAUUGCCGAUCAAUGCUAGUAAGUGAAUGUUACUAUGCACAUAUCCCCUUUAAGCUAUAACAUAUGUAAAGAAGGUUAUGACCCCCUGUAUUAAGGACAUUUAGUAUUAAUAUUCAUGUAAUUAAUUGCAGCUUGCACAGAAGAAUAUACUAUUAUACUUGUGCUACAUGUUCUGUUAAUUUUGUUUGAAGCCAAAGGACUUGAUUCUCUGUUCAGUUGUGCUGCCUUAUUUGGGAGUAAUUUUAUUGAUGGGAAUGGCUUUCCGUUGCUAUAGAAGAACCAAUUCCACACGCUUAAGGUACAGACGAAUGUGACCUGCCUGUGGCCCAGAUCGCCCAAACAGGUUAAUAAGAAUAAAAAUCACUCUUUUUUAUUUUCAUUUUUAUUUUUUGUAAUAUAUAUAUGUAUACAUACACACAUAUACACACAUAUCUAUGUACAUGUAUAUGUACACACACAUACACACACUGGUUAAAAGGGAGAGAAAAGGCUGGUCCAGUUUUCCACAAGAGCUGAAGAAGUACUCCAGUGUAUUGCUCUGGUUCUAUAAAAUUAUGAAAGACAAUUUUUUGAGUGUUUAAAUACAGCUCCUAGCUGGUUUGCUUUGCUUUCUUUUAAAAAGAGCUCAAGCACUGAUUUUAAUGUUUUACUGUGGAUAAAGGUUAAUAACUUCACUGUUUUCUUCCUACCAUUAUCAGCAUCCCACUCAGAGUACAUAAGAUUCAGUGAGCUUCAUGGUCUGUCACAUGUCAAGAAACGACACCGACUUUGCAUUACAGUAUGAAACCUGUGCCAGAACCAAAGCACUUUGUACGGACCUGAUGCAAAGUUGUAUAAAAUUUUCAGUGACAUAGUAAACUUUGGAUCAGGGCCUGAAAAGAUGCUUUAGAUAGCAAUAUUUUAUUUUGAGGAACAUGCUUUUUCUUCUUCUACUUUGCAGUUGGAUAGUUUAAAAACACAAUCAUACAAAUGCAUGAAAAGAAAUCAUUCUGAUAUGACAGUGAAAAAUUGAAGUUGUGGCUUGAAAGGUAAUACUUUGGAAGGAUUUUUCCCUUUUACUACACUUGAUGUGGAAGAUAUGUAAGAUAGAGGUUAUGAACAAAAGCACCAUAUACGGUUUUGUAUCAGUGGUUCAGCCACUUACUUAAGCUCUUACUUUCUCACUCAUUUAUGUGGGAAAUUAAAAGCCUAAGUACUAGCGUGAAUGUUAACCAUAUUUCUAAAAGUUCCAGGCCUGUUUGGGAAUGAGGCAAAGUGGUGGUAACCCCUUUUGUUGUUUGUUCACCUGCUGUUCUCAGGACAGCAAGUACAGCUUGUAACGCAGAGAUGAUGGGAAGGGAUAUCUUGGGAGGUGGAGGAGAGUAUACUCAUCCUGUGUACCACUACUCUAUGUAAAUGGCAUGCCUGAAGUGAGGACAUGGUGUACCCAAUAAGGUUUAUACUCAUCUCUGUUUUUUGGCCAUCUAAACUCAUUCCAUCAAACUUUCCAGUCUGAUUUCUCAUCUGCAAUGCUCUUGUCUAUGAAAACCUAUUAUUCCUAAUUACCUUUGCUGUCAGUGAACAUACUAUUGAGGUAGAUGUGAUCAGAAAGUUCAGGUAGCUUUUAGCAAUAACUGCCUAUAAGAACAAACUCAAAUUGCACUGUUCAUUUAAAAUUAAACCCUUAAAUACUAUGAUAGUACCCAGUCUUACCUGCAUCUCUAGUCUGACUGUCGAACCUUUGCAAGAUUGAGGACAAGAAAUAAAAAUCCUAAGGCAGAAGAAUAAUCUUAUUAAAAAUAUAUAUAUAUGAUUCAAAAUGUGCAGAAGAAAAAUGGGUUUUAUUAUUAGUGCUUGUUUAAUAAAUUUCUCACUCUCUGUGCUUUAGUUACUUGUUGAGAGUUUUCCAACAAUCAUAUCUAUAUGGAAAUUUCAGGAAAAAAUAUUGUCCUGCUCUUUAUGGCUAUCAAAGCUAUCACAAUAGUGUUACUGAAUAACAGACAUUAAAAAAUAUGGUUUUUUUCAACAGUCCUAUAUGAACAGUUGUGAUUAGUUGUAAUAAAGUAUUUGGAAGACCAAAAGAAAUGCUGAACAUUGGACAAUGGACAAUAUCUGGCCUGUUUGUGUUUUUGCAUGUGUGUGUAUGUGUGUUUUUAAAAACACACAAUAUUUCGUACCAAUGACACAAGUAUCUUUUUUACUUUAGGGAAAGGAGAGGGAAAUUUUCAACCUACUCAUAUGUCACACCUUGUGUGUUUUAUCAGCAUAGUCCCCUUCAAAGAUACUUUGGAUUAAAAUAUGAUAUUUCCCCUGUAUUUACUGACCUUACCUCAAUUAAAAUUCCUCUGGCAAUUGUUUGAAAUUAUAGAAUUCAUGGGUUACCAUUUCAGUCAUGUUUUUCCUCUGUUGGCUGAGUUAAUAUCGUUUUCAUGGCAGAUGGAAUUUGUUGGUAGGCCAGAACUAAACGGUAAAUGACUACUAUGGAUUUGGCUUGCAAGUGAGAGGUAUCGAGAGAAAGUGCUUGUGCAUCCUUCUCCAAAACCAAAACUUUAAAGUAAUUGUGUUAUUUUUUUUCUUAAGUGAUGUCAGUUAAAAUAAACUUUCUUUGUGCCUGCAUGUAUGAUAAUUAUCAGCUGUUCAAAAUAUAACCUUACCUUACAGUAAUGCAUGUAUUUUGGGGGCAUGUGUUUGUCAUACAUAAAUAAGAAUUCUGUUUGCACUCACCAAGAAACAAACCAUUUGCUUUCAUGAUAAAAUGUAAUGUGUUGCACUAGUACAUAUCCUUUAAACUCUGUUGGCCUUGUGUGCGUGCUAAAAUGACUGCACCUUUGUGUAUAUUGUUUGUAGUGUGAAUAUUAUGUUCUGUCUGUUAGUUGGUAGUAGGUAAUGUAAUACACAGGACUUGUGCUGGUUUGUGUGUGUGUGGGUGCACAUAGUUUUUGGAUCCAGCUAAGUAACUAAACCAUGUAAGUGCUGGCCUAAACCUUAAAUCUUAAAAGGCAAAGCUCUAGUCCUGCAGCCUGAGCUGUUCAGCAUGGCCAGUUGUCGGUAAUGCUGCCAUUCUACCUCCAUAGCACAAAAGUACAGGUCUAGAAUUUUUAUGUUUUGACACAUAUGUCUACUCUGUUCCUACUUCUGGAGGAAAACACUCUUCAGUGAUUCUAACAUGAACUUAUAAUGGCAAGAAGAGUUCCUCCCUAGUGAGGAAGUAGAAAA